This is a messenger RNA of Lasiodiplodia theobromae, 750 nucleotides long. RefSeq names its product Gdsl lipase acylhydrolase family protein. The transcript has 7 exons. Bases 1 to 750 code for a protein of 249 amino acids. The record is from RefSeq and is a predicted model, not a curated record. NCBI's taxonomy places the organism in Eukaryota, Fungi, Ascomycota, Dothideomycetes, Botryosphaeriales, Botryosphaeriaceae.
AUGGCUGCGUUGUAUGAGCAGAUACUACUCUUCGGAGACUCCAUCACCCAAGCUUCUGGUGACGACGACGGCUUUGGAUUUGCUGCACCCUUGCAGCAGCUUUACGCACGCCGCCUUGACGUGAUUAACCGUGGAUUCAAUGGCUACAACACUACGAAGGCCUUGCAGGUUCUUCCGCGCCUCAUGCCCUCGCCCGGUGAGGCCAAAACCGUCUUCCUCGGCGCCAACGAUGCUUGUGUCAAGGGUGGCAGCAGCAAGCAGCACGUUCCUCUGGAGACGUACAUGCAAAACCUCAGGACCAUAUGCACCCAUGAAUGUGUCAAGGCGCAGAGCCCACGCCUGAUAAUCAUAACCCCUCCUCCAGUUAAUGAAUACAAGAUGGAGCCAGUUGACAUCAUGAAAGGCCACAACGGCCUGCAGCGCACCGCCGAGCACACGCGGGCUUACGCCAAUGCUGCGCGGAAGGUAGGUGAGGAGUUGCAGCUUCCGGUGUUAGAUCUUUGGUCUAUUUUCAUGCAGAAGGCUGGCUGGGUUGACGGCGAGCCGCUGCCUGGCUGCAGAGGCGUGGAGAGGAACCAGCUGAUUGAGGAUCUUAUGUACGACGGGCUGCAUUUGACGCCAAAGGCGUACAAGAUUGUCAUGGAAGAGCUCAUGAGUCUGAUUGCCUCGGCAUAUCCGGAUCAGCUGCCGGAGAAGCUGCCCUUGGUGCUUCCUGCGUGGAACGACGAGGAUGCGUGGAGUCGAUUCUAA